AUGGAGAAUGUCUUGGGCGACUUGGACGGCAAGACGGACGUGUUGCGCUUCAUUGUCGGUUUUCUAUCCUUCCGUGAUUGGCAAUCUCUAUCUUCAUGCAGUCGUUCUCUUGCUAGCUCCGAUCUACGUCGCUUUGUUUUAUCUCAAGGUGUUCUUCGCGUCCCUCCACCGCCAUUAGAAACAAAAGGUUCAAAUAAAAGAGAUACCGAUAAAUUACCGACUGCCAGUUACUAUGUAAACAGUUUUAUCCACCAUAUGAAACCUGAUAUGCUUCGGUCUAUUACAAGUGUAAGGGUACCACAUACAGGGGUACAUUUAUUGAAUCUUCUGUCGGUUUUAUCCGGUUUACGUUCGCUUCAAUUUUGGGACUAUCCUUAUUGGACACAGGAAAACAAAGAGCCCGUUUCUGACGAAUACGUAAUCAAUCUUGCUGCUAUACUUCAAUUACUACCACAACUUGAAGAACUAAAUGUCUCAGAUGCAGAUAUUACGUUAUCAGAAUUACUCGAUCAAACGACUGGACUACCAACAAGUAACAUUCAGUCAACAAGAGGUCACUUGAAGGUAUUAAAUUUAUCAGAGACGGACAUUGUUGAUAUCUCUCCACUUGUCAUGUUACCACAAUUACAAUCAUUAAGUCUCAGACGUACUAAUGUUACUUCAUUAUCAAUCUUAGAUACACUAUUGGAAUUACAUGUACUGGAUGUAUCCGAGACAAGAGUUGUCGAGUUUAGUGCGUUAAAGGCGCUUUCACAAUUAGAAACGCUUGAUAUCAGUAAAAAUUGGAUCACAACGGAUUUGAGUGUACUCGAGCAUUUAACAGCAUUACGAUCACUCAAGGCGACAAAUAUUAGUGCAUCGGAUUCAUUCACGUUCAAGCUCAAUUGCCGAGAACUUGAGAUUUUGCACUUGCAAAACACGAGACUAACGGAUCUUGACUUUGUGACGAAAUUGCGAAAUCUCGUCUACUUGGACAUUCGUGGGACACACGUUGGCAACCGACGACCAUUAGCUGCAUUGGAAUCACUAGAGCAGCUGCUACUAGACACCCGUGAGAGAGGUGCGCCACUGGAGCCUCUGCUGCUAGAACCGAUUGCAAAUUAUGAAUGGCUGAGUUGUUUGCACAAACUGAAAAAGUUGAGCAUGUAUAAACACAAUUAUCAAGAAGAUAUUGCCGACGUAUUGCAAGAAGAUGUUGAAGAGAGAGGAGCGACUGUUGUCUCUACGAGAGGACAUGUGAUCCCCAUGGCACAUCGGGUCCCUAGUUCGUUUCUUAAAUGUGUAAGUAGACAGGGUGGGCUGACAUCGCUCGAGUUGCCACCGCUCACGAACUACGCGCCUCUGACUUUGUUGUCAUCGACACUGCACCACCUGCGACUGCAACAGUGGUGUGCUGACGACUUGGCACAGAUUGUGGCCGUGGGUGAAAUGCCAGCAUUUACGAGGCUAUCGAUGUCGCUGCCUCCUAUGGCGCAAGCUAUGGAUCUUCUCCCUCUCGAGGGUUUUGUGCAGCUGACUGAACUUGAGCUGCUUGACGUACUUUUCGAAGACUUGUCUCCUUUGGGUGCGCUUGUGAACUUGAAGAAAUUAGUGCUAUCCCUCCUUGAUCGUAGAAAGCGGCAGCUAGCACGUCGACACAAGGAUCACCAGACUAGUCUCGACUGUCUUUUGCAGCUUACAGAACUAGAAGAGCUUUCGCUGGUUGGUCGUGUAGACUUUAAAGACGCUGCACUGCUUUCCGGAAUGCAUAAGAUGCGGCGUUUGUGGCUGAAUGCGACCAAGAUUGAGGACGCGACUCCUUUGGCCACCUUGACACAUCUAGAAAUACUGGACCUGGGACUCACGCCUUUGACGUCAUUGGAAGGCAUUCCAAAGCUGCUAAAGCUACAAUCGAUUUGGAUUCCCCAAGCCGUCGACUGCAAAGCACUUCGAGAUGUGGCCAAUUUUCCACGACGAGUUUGGUGCGUGGCGUCCGCGUCGCUGACCACGGCAGAAAAAGACCACUUCAGCCAAACUUUGGAUCGAGACAAAGAACUGCUUGCGUUGUUAAUGCUACUGGCCGAUGGUGACAGCACAGACUUCGCGAAAAAGCUGAGCCAGUAG
Messenger RNA from Peronospora belbahrii, 2103 nucleotides. The record is from the annotation of a GenBank genome assembly. NCBI's taxonomy places the organism in Eukaryota, Oomycota, Peronosporomycetes, Peronosporales, Peronosporaceae.